AUGGGACGCGGCGGUUACAACGCCCCCAUCGAUGCUGGUCGCGGUGGGUACAACAGCCCCGUCGACGCUGGUCGAGGUGGGUACAACGCUCCCAUCGAUGCCGGCCGCGGUGGGUACAAUGGGCCCGUGGACUUCGGUCGAGGCGGGUACAACUGA
This is a messenger RNA of Cyphellophora europaea CBS 101466, 156 nucleotides long. RefSeq lists its product as uncharacterized. NCBI's taxonomy places the organism in Eukaryota, Fungi, Ascomycota, Eurotiomycetes, Chaetothyriales, Cyphellophoraceae. The record is from RefSeq and is a predicted model, not a curated record. The transcript has a single exon. The coding region runs from base 1 to 156 and encodes 51 amino acids.